Messenger RNA from Suillus paluster, 1266 nucleotides. RefSeq lists its product as uncharacterized. The transcript is spliced from 17 exons. The record is from RefSeq and is a predicted model, not a curated record. Bases 144 to 1022 code for a protein of 292 amino acids. Lineage: Eukaryota; Fungi; Basidiomycota; Agaricomycetes; Boletales; Suillaceae.
UAGGAUCCAGCCGUGAUGCAUCACUGACUCACAAGGCGCCGUCUUUGAUUUGUGGAGGUCAUGCGCUAUAGUCUUACAACAUCGCUGUGGGAUAUAUAGUACGAUGGAAUUACUGCAAUGCUGACAGAACUGUCUCAACAACAAUGUCUUCCUCAAUGUCGCAGGAUGUCAUCCCACAACUCGACCUCGGGAACACGUUUGGGGCACUUUUUAUCGCCGUUAUCUUUGCAGCAAUUCUCUUUGGUGUGACAAACGUUCAAGCUCUCAUAUACUUUCAGACGCACGAAGACACAGGGAUGACAUUCUAUAAGCUGGUCGUGAUUUUGUUAUGGACACUUGAUGCUCUGCACCUAGCCUUGAUCAUCCAUGGUGUCUAUUAUUAUCUAGUGAUCAACUACGCAAAUGUCGCUGCGCUCUCAGGCCUUGUAUGGAGUGCCAAACUUCAGAUCCCAGUCGACACGCUCAUGAUUUGGGGGGUACAUCUCCUAUAUGUUCAUCGUAUAUGGAUAAUCAGCAAGGGCCGAUCAAGAGCUCUCCCUAUAACAGUGGGCAUAAUUGUGGUCUUAGGUUCAGGUGUUGCCAUCAGUCUUAAUUGGGCAACAUAUCGGUGCCGCACGUUCGAAGAUUUAUUGAAAACUUUCGAGUGGGCGAACUACUCGACAUUGGGUACACUGAGCUUUCUCGAUAUUCUUAUCGCAUCAUCGCUAUGCUAUCUCCUCAUCACCUCUCGUACUGGGUCCUCUAGUACCGAUUCCUUCCUAACAAAGCUCAUGAGUUACAUUAUUACUACCGGCUGUCUGACAAGUAUAUUUUCAUUGACAGUUAUCAUCACAUGUGCAGCGAUGCCGAAGAACUUCAUCUACCUCGGUGUUGAAUUUUCACUAGCGAAAGUAUACGUUAACUCGUACAUUGCACUCCUGAACGCACAAUACUACACACAGUCCAACGCAGACAAUCUUGUUCUUUCCGAAUUCUGCGCCGCAAGGCGAGAACUUCCCCACACCCCGGAAGAAUGCAUAUAAACAUGCAGGCGAUGAAGUGGCGCAUCCUGCUCAAUCUGCCAAGUGGUCGAGGAAGGUAACGAUGGAGAUAUAUUCUUUCUCGUCAGUGUGAUGGAUCGGUGUGCAUGAAUUUUGUCUGCCUGUAUCACGAAAUAAGACUCGCAGAUAACUUAUGUGUUUCAAUGUCUUCAAUGUUGCUUUAACGUGUUAUCUAUUUGCUGGCAACCGUCGAUUUGUUUUCAAACAGUUCGGCGCGAUGGGGAGG